GAUGCUUCACAAAGGCUGUAAGAAACAACACACAGCAGGCCUUUGGACUGAAGAUGAAUACUGUGGUUGGCAGAGGCCACCUCCGUGCUGGACAGCCCGCUGUUAUCGCCACUGAUCGCCAGGUGCAUCAGCUGAAAGGCAACAGCAGCUUCCACUGGAGACAAUACACAAAAGAGCGUGGAAACACAAACACACACAUACACACACUGCCUAAAUUUAUAUGCAUGUUUUUCACAGUAUAUAACAAAUGUCCACUGAGUCCACGGAGGGCAUUUUAUGGCAUCAAAAAGCCGCAUUAUUUAAUCCACCACACAAUGUAAUAAUACUUCAAUUGUGUUAUUAUCUGUAUUAUUAUUGUUGUUGUUGUUAUUAUUAUUGCUAUGAUGGCAGGUCAGGCCUCAGUAAAAUAUCACUUUGGGCUGUCUGCUUUAGGUUGCCUGUCUGUGUGUUGUUAUUGGACUGCGUGGAGCUCACUGUACUCUGCUCCAAUAGCAUCCCAAUAGCAGUGAAUGGAGGACUGAAAAAAAAAGUGUAGCCAUGCAUGCAGGAGUGGGAGGAUCUACUCGCUUCAAUCUCGAUCUCAGACUUUUGCAGCGACAGGGGCACAACCAACCAACCGUCUCUGUUACUUCCAAAGAGUUACUGCCGGGACAUCCUACACACACACACUCAUACACACACGCACACACACACACACACACUACUAUCUUUGGAUUUGUUCUCAACUUUUACUUCUGCGCUUUUUUCCUUGGCGAGACUGUAAUCCCGUGAAGACAUUUUUCCAGACUUCUCCCGUCGGCUUAGGGACGAGAAGAUAAAGCUUCCUCGGUCCUCUUAUCAUAACAGGCUGUAUCCCACACGGAUCUCAGACGGCUUCCUACACAGCAUUUCCCCCCAUCCGAACAGCUCUGUGUGCCCGGGAUUUUCUUGUCACGUCUGACCGUAUUCUUAUGGAUAUUGCAACAGGUCUGGUGUCACUGGAGCGCCUCUCCGCGGGUGAACAGUCCGAGACGUGCAUCAUGCUAGACGGCAUUAAAAUAGAAGAUCAUCCCCUGCGAUCGGGACAAGCCACGCUCGGAGUUAUGCUCGGGACUGAAUGUCAUCACAGAUCCGUGUGUGAAGGAUGCCAGCGUCCCAUCUCCGACCGCUUCUUGAUGAGAGUCAACGAUUCCUCGUGGCACGAAGAGUGUUUGCAGUGCACCGUGUGUCAACAGCCCCUCACCAACAGCUGUUACUUCAGAGAAAGGAAACUUUACUGCAAACACGACUACCAACAGUUGUUUGCAACCAAGUGCAGCGGCUGCAUGGAGAAAAUCGCCCCCACAGAGUUUGUGAUGCGUGCUCUGGAGUGUGUCUACCACCUGAACUGCUUUUGCUGCUGCGUGUGCGACCGCCAGCUGAGGAAGGGCGACGAGUUUGUUCUGAAGGAGGGUCAGCUGCUUUGCAAGAUUGACUACGAGAGGGAGAAAGACUUACUCAGCUCGGUCAGCCCGGAUGACUCAGACUCAGAGAAAAGUGACGAUGAGGAGUUGGACAUCAAGCCAGAGAAAGGCAUAGGAAGCCAGGGGAAGGGGGAUGACGGCAAGGAUCCAAGGAGGCCCAAAAGACCACGAACCAUUCUGACCACUCAACAGAGACGGGCCUUUAAGGCUUCUUUUGAGGUCUCUUCAAAGCCCUGCAGAAAGGUGAGGGAGACUCUGGCUGCAGAGACAGGACUCAGUGUUCGGGUGGUCCAGGUGUGGUUUCAGAACCAGAGAGCUAAGAUGAAGAAGUUGGCAAGAAGACAGCAGCAACAACAAGAACAACAGAAUUCUCAAAGACUUGGCCAAGAGGUGAUGUCUAAUCGAAUGGAAGGGAUGAUGAACUCCUUCACACCGCUGGCUCCGCCGCAGCAGCAGCUGGUCGCCAUGGAUCAGAAUGGUUACAGCACAGACCCGUUCCAACAGGGGCUCACCCCCCCACAGAUGCCCGGGGACCAUAUGAACCCAUAUGGUAAUGAUUCUGCAUUCCAUGACAUAGACAGUGACACGUCUUUAACCAGCCUCAGUGACUGCUUCAUGGCAUCGUCAGAAGUCAACUCCUUGCAGGCCCGCGUGGGGAACCCCAUCGACCGCCUCUACUCCAUGCAGAACUCUUAUUUUGCGUCAUGAAAACAGAAGAGGAAACUAACAUUAGCGCAGAAUAAACUGCCCAUCUCAACCUGAAGCGCGAUCGAUGGCCAGGACCUACGCUAACAUGGACAUGACAGAAGAAACACCUCCUUGCAGUAGCUCCUGGUUAUGUGUGGAAGCUUACUGAAAAGAUAGUAAAACCACUUAUUGUAGGACAGUGACGAUUCCUGGGGGAAAGACUUAAAUAUUGUUAGAGAUUAUUUGGUAGGAUUGCUUAUUUGUCACAGGAGAUAUUACUCUUUUCUUUGUUCACUUAAAGGAAAUAAGUAGAUAUUGAAGCCACUGAUUACACACUCUCAAACCAAAUAACACAAAGAAUUUAUACAGUGCAUGAUCAAUUGUAAACAAAAAGUUUUUGUAAGCUCCCCCCUCCCUCCCUUCCUCCCCCAGUUAAGAUGUGGUGUUUGGACUGUUUCUUCUUUCACACUACAUGGGAUUCCAUGUUCACCGUUAGCAUUUUGAUCACUUUCCAUAGGUUUAGAUAUUGUGUUAAUAGUAAAUAGGUGCAGCAUGUCUGCAAGAGUGACUGUACAUUUGUGUAUGUAUGAGAGAAAGAACUGUUUAGCUGAGACAAAAGUGGAGAAUUUGGUGGACAAGUAGGAUCAGUGAAGUGUAAAUACUUUCCCCAGGCAAAUUGGAUGUGCAUGUUAAAAAUGGAAAGCAUUCUAUUUAUUUAACUAUAACAGGCUCUUGAAGGUACAUAUUAAAACUGAAAAGCUUUAUUUAAAAAGGAGAGCAUUUUUGUUGAGGAAUUAGUGAGUUCAUGAGUAUCACAGCUCAUCUGUAUACCUUUUUAAUAUGAAGAUUAACCCUCUUGUUUUUGUUUUAUUCAGCCAAGCUGUAAAUGGGCAAAGUUGCUAUUUAUUUCAUACAGACCAUAAACCUUUUGUUGUCAUUGUCCUAUGUGCAUUAUCAAAAUGUUAAAGUUGCUAAUUGACCAAAGUCGACUGGUUUGAUGAAUAAACAAUGUCUUUCUCCUGAUAACGUUAAAUAAAUACCAUCAGUGACAAGUCA
Messenger RNA from Oreochromis niloticus (Nile tilapia), 3185 nucleotides. RefSeq names its product LIM homeobox transcription factor 1, beta b (gene lmx1bb). The record is from RefSeq and is a predicted model, not a curated record. NCBI's taxonomy places the organism in Eukaryota, Metazoa, Chordata, Actinopteri, Cichliformes, Cichlidae. Bases 951 to 2150 code for a protein of 399 amino acids. The transcript has 10 exons. Gene Ontology annotation, molecular function: RNA polymerase II transcription regulatory region sequence-specific DNA binding; DNA-binding transcription factor activity, RNA polymerase II-specific. Gene Ontology annotation, cellular component: nucleus. Gene Ontology annotation, biological process: regulation of transcription by RNA polymerase II; neuron differentiation.